AUGAUUAAAUAUUCUACAGAAAGUCCCCAGAAACAUUAUCAUGAUGGUUUAGCCGCUUUUAGAAAAAAAGAAUUCGAAAAAGCACAAACCUAUUUUACGAAGGCAAUCGUAUUAGACCCAAAUAAUAUUCAACUUUAUGAUUCUCGUGCAGCGGCGCGUGAAAAACUUGGACAGCUUACUUCUGCCCUACAGGAUGCUGAAAUCAUGGUGAAUUUAGACAAGACUUCAGCCAAGGGUUACCUUCGUGCGGGUAAAGUGUACCGAUUACUAGGGCAAAAUGCAAAAGCACUAGAUAUUUACAAUAAUGGGAUUAAGGAAGUAAAACCAAACGAUCAAUUGUUACAGAUAUUGCAUAGAUUUGCUAAUGAGAUUAAUGAGAUGCAAGAAAAAUCACAGGAGUCGACUGUUAAUAAAUCCACCAAAACCUGCGACAUAGUAGUAAUGUUUCCAACUGAACUUACUCAUGGGAUUUUCGAAAGUUUACCGCUUGCUAGUCUUUGUAAAGCAUCGAUCGUUUCCAAACGUUGGCGACAUUUUAUUAUAAACUCACAAUCUUUAUGGAAGAAUCUAGAUUUCACACUUAACCGACCAUCCGGUGCAAUUACUGAUCAAGUUGUUAGUACAUAUGUGAAUCGUGGAAAAUUACGAAUUCAGACAUUUAUAUGUCAUAAUGCUGAAAGACUUAGUGAAAGAACUUUAAAGGCUCUUAGAGCGGUUCCAUGUCAUAAUUUAAAAACAUUUGAAUUAACUAAUUCAUCAAUCAAUGAAACUGCAAUAGUUAUAUUCAUUCGUACGAUUGGUUCACAACUAAAAACAAUUAAUCUUUCAAACACUCAGACUUCCGAUAGGGCAGUUAAAACAAUGCUAAUGCAUUGUCCUCAACUUGAAACAUUAAAUUUAUCAUUAUGCAAGAUAACAACUCAAGCAUUCGAUCUAGGAGAUAAGCAAUGUAAAGCAUUAAAAGUUAGAGAACUUGAUUUGAAUGGGUGUCGAAGCAUUGACAAAGCAGUGGUUUCCUUUAUUAUCAUUCUAUUUCCAAAUAUCACGCACUUAAAUAUUCAUGGGAUUUCUGGAAUAACAACGCAUACCCUGGUCAACCUAGCCCAUCUUCCGAAUUUGGAAUGUAUUAGUAUGUUUGGAAAUAUGUAUGAGGAUGGAUUGAGUAUAGAAGAUGCAUUCUUAACAUUCGCAAAGUCUUGUCCACUACUUCGACAAUUUGUUUUGGAAGAGUGUCCAGAUUUGACAGACAACUGCGUCCGACAUUUAGUGGUAUCUUGUGUUAAUCUGGAAGAACUUACCUUGAACGGAAGUUACAAUUUGACAGAUGAAGCGACACAAUAUAUUGGAAAUUAUUGUAAUCGAUUGAAAAUUCUUAGAAUAGGAAAAUCACCAGGUAUUACUGAUUCAGGAAUUAGUGUGAUGUUGGAUUUAGGAUGUGGAUCUUUAUUGGAAAUUAUUGAGUUGAAACAAAAUAAUAUAACCGACAAUUCGUUGAGAAAAUUGGCAGAUUGUUGUGAUAAACUCAAGGUGAUUAACGUCAAUUUUUGUCCCAAUAUAACUGGAAGUGGUGUGGCAUACUUGGUUAAAAAAUGUGGAAAAUUGAUGCAGCAUUUGUCCAUGGUGGAUUGCCCUAACGUUGCUCUUGAUGCAGCCGAUCUUGCUAGGAGGGUGCUUGGACAGCAUGGUGGCACUGUCAAUUACUUGUUUCGUGCUUUACGUUAA
Molecule: messenger RNA, 1722 nt
Organism: Cetraspora pellucida
Lineage: Eukaryota; Fungi; Glomeromycota; Glomeromycetes; Diversisporales; Gigasporaceae
Source: the annotation of a GenBank genome assembly